Molecule: messenger RNA, 2048 nt
Organism: Engraulis encrasicolus (European anchovy)
Lineage: Eukaryota; Metazoa; Chordata; Actinopteri; Clupeiformes; Engraulidae
Exons: 4
Coding region: 240-1208 (322 amino acids)
Cellular component (GO): cytoplasm
Molecular function (GO): NAD+ poly-ADP-ribosyltransferase activity
Source: RefSeq, a predicted model, not a curated record
AGGUCACAAAAGUACAGUAACUGUGGCAUAGUCAAGAGCAAGAGCAGUCUCAGGAAUUCCAACAGAAAUAAACAGGAUGCUGACAGGAUGCCCGCUUAAACGGAAAGCUCCACCUAUUCUUCCAGCUACAGUGAACUGCAGCAUUACAUACAGUACAGUAUGUGCUCUUUGGUGACUCCAUUCCUUCGGAUACUCUCAAGAUCUGAAGAUCUUCAAACAGCAUAAAAGUCCAGGUCAACAUGGCAGCAAAUCACCUGAGCAGCUCUGCUGCCCCUGGUAACAAUGGACGGUAUAUCAUGUACCAUGGCACGUCUAGAGAGGCUGCUGAAAGCAUCCAGAAAGAUGGCUUCAGGCCGUCCAGCGAUGGCAUGCUGGGCAGAGGAGUCUACCUCAGCCGGGAUCUGAAUAAGGCCAGCAGGUACCCUCUGAAUCUGGAUAAGUCUCAGCGAGUCGUCAUCAAAGUGGAAGUAAGAGUUGGCAAGGUGAAAAAAAUUGAUCGCCAGGACCACCCCCUGCGGAAGACCUGGCAUGACGAGGGCUAUGCCACGGCCUGGGUUCCCCCUGACUGCGGCAUGGUGCAAAGUGGACUGGAGGAAGACUGUGUGUGGGAUCCCAGUAGGAUCACAAUCUUGGAGGUGAUUGACCCAGCGCCAGAUGUUGGCUUUUCAUGUAUGGCGAUGUGGGCCGAGACCGAUUUCCCUCCUCCAGGCCAGCCAACCUUGGACAGCUACGCAGAGCCACAAUGUGGACGGACCUACACCAUGUACCACGGCACAUCCAGACAGGCAGCAGCCUCCAUCCUGAAGAACGGAUUCAGGCCAUCCAGCGAUGGCAUGCUGGGUAGAGGAGUCUACGUCAGCCGGGAUCUGAAGAAAGCCAGUGGCUACCCUCUACGUUUGCCCGAGAGAGAAAGAGUUGUGCUGAAAGUGUUAGUGUCUGUUGGACAGGUGAAGAAAAUUGACUACCAGGGCCACCCCUGGCAGAAGACCUGGCGUCAAUAUGGCUACGACACGGCCUGGGUUCCCCCUAAAUGUGGCAUGGUGUCCAGCGGACUGGAGGAAGACUGCGUGUGGGACCCUAACAGGAUUCAAAUAGUUGAGGUCAUCUAUCCCAAAGAACCUGAUGGCACUGGAAUAUUUUUGGCAGGGGCUGCAAUCAUUGGAGGACUCGGUGCAUUCGCCUUGGCACUUCUUGAAUUGAGAAAAUAAAGAAGCUGGUUGUUUGCCUGAAAGACUGCAGAGGGGUAUACUGAGAAGCUGGUUCAGGAGUAAACCAGGUUAUGUUACAUGUAAGAGUAAAUCAUCUUCUAUUAUGUAAACACACCUCUAAACCAGGUUAUGUUAAGAGGUAAAUCAUCUUAAAGAAGACCCUGUAGUCCUCAUUAUUGUAAGGAAAUGAGGACUCCAGGCUCUCCUAUUGCAUAUGUAAAUGCACCUCUAAACCAGGUUACGUUAACAGGUAAAUCAUCUGACAGAAGAGCAUGGAGUCCUCCAGCCUCUUCUAUUAUGUAAACGUACCUCUAAACCAGGUUUACAGGCCCUUCUAUUAGAUGAUUUACUUCUUAACGUAAUCAGGUUUACUCCUGAACCAGCUUCUUAGUAUCAGCCCCAGAUUGGACCAUCACCCCCUGUCCUGAGGGAUGCCUUGGCUCUCCUCUCUCCCUUCCUUUGAGCACAAAAUACUUUUUUUCUUGAGAGACUGCAGGCUGGACCAUCACCCCCUGUCCAGAUGGAUGAAAUGGCUCCUCUCUACCUUCCUCUGAGCACAAAAGACUUUCCCUGCUCCAUGUACUAUACACAGCAUCACAGACAAUCAAGUUUAGUAUACCCGCACUAUCUGCAGUAUGUAAACCUACAUUUUGGGUACAUUUCAUUAUUGAACCUCCCGUUCUUGCCUACCAUCCAAUGGAAGACAAGACAUCAUUGACAAUAAUAGUUUUAUUCAAUACCUUGCAAAAGCACAAUUCAAAGGUCAGUUUGUCAGUUGCAAAUGGCAUGUUGAAUGGGGGAAGUUCCCCUAAAGCUGCACAAGCGACGAUGAGAGGUAGA